CCUUCUAAGAAUGAGUCUGCUGUGCAUGAAUGUGAAUGUGCACUGUUCUCCUGAAAACUCAAGAUUGGGGUUCGUUUCGGCUGAUAACCCGUACUUUUUUGAUUUCUCCCCGAAUUUCUCUGUAAUUUUCAGGAUAAUGGCAGAUGUUAAGGAAGUGGAAAGGGAGGAUGCUGGUGAUUAUGUUGCUCCAGACAACCUUGCCAAUGAUAUGCUGAUCAAACAUCCACUUCACAGCAAUUGGACACUUUGGUACUUUGAAAAGAACAACAAUAAGACUUGGGAAGAAAAUCAACGAGAAAUUACCAGCUUCAAUACUGUAGAGGACUUUUGGAGUCUUUACAACCAUAUUAGAUUGCCUAGCCAGCUGCGUGUGGGAUGUGAUUAUUCUCUUUUUAAGAAAGGGAUUAUGCCCAUGUGGGAGGACAGUGCCAACAGAGCUGGAGGACGCUGGUUAAUUAAUUUAGACAGGAAGCAACGGGAGACUGAUCUUGACCGCUUUUGGUUAGAAAUUCUCUUAUGUAUGGUUGGAGAAGCUUUUGAUGAACACAGUGAUGAUAUUUGUGGUGCUGUUGUAAAUGUCAGAGCAAAGAUAGACAAGAUUGCUGUUUGGACAGCUAAUGGCCAGGCUGCCAAUUCAGUAGUGGAAAUUGGAAAACGACUCAAAGAACGCUUGAACUUGGACAAUAAAUGUUCGCUUGGUUAUCAGAUGCACAAAGACACAAUGGUCAAGACUGGCUCAGUUACAAGAAAUCAGUACACUGUUUAAAUGUUGAUCGAUCACUUGACAGAUUAUUCAUAUCUGUUGCAUCCUUUGUUGCCUAGGUGUAAAUGGAAAGAUAUCUCUAAAAAUUUGCUUGAUUUGAUUACAAAAUUUGUCUUACACAGAGUUUGACAGAAUUACACCAGGCACCUUUCUCAUUUUUUACUAAAUUGAUGCUGUUAUUUUACUGUUCCUUGUUAAUAUUUGUUAAAUAAUAGAAUUUGUUUAACUUGCUAGUACAAGUAUCAUAUCCUUUUUCAAUUAUUUGAGGUUUACUUUUAGUGAAUGUAUCUUAAAGUUACGUUAGCAUACAUUACUAUAUCCAUUCAAGACUGGCAUUCUCCUACAGGUUAUUGUAUGAUGCCUCAUAACUUGUCUCUCUCCAUUUAAAUUUGCAUUUUUUCUGUAACACAUCAGGAUUUCUGCAUAUUUUCAUAUAUUUUUCAGAAAUCAAUGUUAGAUAAUACCAAAUCAGGUAGUUACUGUACUUUUCUACAAAUUAUUAUAAAUAAUUUCUGCUUAUAUUCUGUGAUGACAUAUUGGUUCUCAGUUUUAAGAUGUAUUACGUGACCGGUCCUUGUUUCUUGGUGUCUGUGUGUAUACUUUGUAUGUGGUUUUUAAAUUGGCCUCUAGCCAAAUGGCUUUGAUGGAGCUGUUAUAAGUUAAUCUUCCAAGUGCCUUAUGAGUGACUAAUGUGUUUGUUGCUUUCCGGUGUUGUUAGAAAUUCUUUUAUUGUGAAACAAAUUUAGGUGAGGUAGAGGCGUGUGGCAUGUAACAUAACAUGAUUGUGGUCUACUUACAGAAGUAAUAAUGCCACAACAAUUAAAUUCAUGUUAACCCUGUAUUAUUUUCUUUUGAGAUAAUACCAAGUAUGCAGAUAUUUGGCUGUAAUAAUUUUAAUUGCCAAAAAUUGCUGAUGCAAAAUCACCUGUAUAUAUGUUAUAUUUCUAUGAUCAGUGUAAAGGAAAAAACUGGUUGAAGUACAUAAACAUUUACCGUUGAUUAAAGUUACAUACUAUAAAA
This is a messenger RNA of Frankliniella occidentalis (western flower thrips), 1783 nucleotides long. RefSeq names its product eukaryotic translation initiation factor 4E. NCBI's taxonomy places the organism in Eukaryota, Metazoa, Arthropoda, Insecta, Thysanoptera, Thripidae. The record is from RefSeq and is a predicted model, not a curated record. Gene Ontology annotation, molecular function: translation initiation factor activity; RNA 7-methylguanosine cap binding. Gene Ontology annotation, cellular component: cytoplasm; eukaryotic translation initiation factor 4F complex. The transcript is spliced from 6 exons. The coding region runs from base 11 to 766 and encodes 251 amino acids. Gene Ontology annotation, biological process: translational initiation.